AUGACACUGCACUAUACCGACAAGGAUGAGGAGCGUAUGCCCCUCACGUCCCCCACUGAUACCGACAGUCAAGACCAAGGCACACUAUAUGAAUCGCCCAACGCUGACGGUCCCCCAUAUUUGCUUUGGGCUUGCCUGUUAGUGGCAGUUCUAUCGACUUUCAAUGUUGUCUUGCUUCCCUUUUCGCUCCACGGCGCGCUCCCCCUAACACCCCAGGAGCUCGAGAAUCUGCCGUAUGUCGAUCAACGGAUGGGGCUGAACCGCCUUGCCGCAUUCGCGCCUUCUACGCAAACGUACUAUCGCUCUCAGCCAGACCAAAUUGCUCGACUGAAUGGCAAGUACAAAAACGCUGUUUAUGGUACAGGAACGCAGGUCGUUUUCUCCACCACGGACGUCACGUUGAUGAGAUUUGUAGUGCCUCCACACGGAGGAUAUAUGUGCAACGUAGCUUGGUACCCUCCCCAACACAACACAAUGCACGGUCGAACGAAAGUCUUGGAAACAGAAGGCGACGUUUCUCAAAUAGAAGUAUGGUCCGUCAUUGCCUUCAACUCCUCCAUCCCUCUUCCCAAGCUCGAUCUGGACACCAUGUCAUGGGGCGACCGCCCAAUUCGUGGCGAACUCCUUGGCACGCUCAAUCUUAAUUCAACCCCGAACGCUACGACAGUCGAUUUCGCUUGCCCAUUCAGCGACAUGGUAUUAAUAGUGGAGUUGAGGUGCUUGAUUCCAAGGUGUUAUGUCAAGUUCAACCAAAUUCCGGCAAUUCCUGCAUACGGAUUUGAACUCGUCAGACAUGCAUAA
Messenger RNA from Pleurotus ostreatus (oyster mushroom), 801 nucleotides. RefSeq lists its product as uncharacterized. The coding region runs from base 1 to 801 and encodes 266 amino acids. The transcript has 3 exons. Lineage: Eukaryota; Fungi; Basidiomycota; Agaricomycetes; Agaricales; Pleurotaceae. The record is from RefSeq and is a predicted model, not a curated record.